Molecule: messenger RNA, 2088 nt
Organism: Fusarium odoratissimum NRRL 54006
Lineage: Eukaryota; Fungi; Ascomycota; Sordariomycetes; Hypocreales; Nectriaceae
Exons: 5
Coding region: 1-2088 (695 amino acids)
Biological process (GO): DNA-templated transcription; regulation of transcription by RNA polymerase II
Cellular component (GO): nucleus
Molecular function (GO): RNA polymerase II cis-regulatory region sequence-specific DNA binding; DNA-binding transcription activator activity, RNA polymerase II-specific; zinc ion binding
Source: RefSeq, a predicted model, not a curated record
AUGAACCGACCGCUGCCCAUGUCGCAACGCGUGGUUAAACCAGGGGUCAAGAAAAGACGCCCCCCACUGGCCUGUAUCCAGUGCUAUCAACGUAAACUCAAGUGCGGCAGGGAGCUCCCAUCUUGCAGCCGCUGCUCAAAAGCCGGAAAUGCCGAUGACUGCACCUACCGUGGAAACAAAGGACGGCCUAAGUCGGUUGACGGGUUGUUCAACGAUGGCCCUUCAGGAGGGGCCGACGGUGCGGCAGCAUCUUCCUGUAUAGAGAAUUCGUCAACAGAGAUUCGCGGCAGGCAUGCGACCUCUGCCAUCCGGGAAGUCGAUAUGACACACUUGGAAGGACAGGGGAAUUGUACCAAAUUCUACGGGUAUAGCUAUCCCCUGAACCUUUACCAGCAGUUCACCGAUCUUCGUCCAUACAUCAUUAAAAUCAAGACCCAAUAUCCUUCCAUCAACACCCUUCGCGAUGAGGUUUAUGCUCCUUUCAACGACAAACAUCGGCGUCGACCGAUUUUAAAGGACGAUGCGCUAGAGAAUACUUUGAGACAGCAAAUACCCACAAAGUCAAUCAUGGAUGUACUGGUUCAAACUUAUAUUGACCGAUAUGAGAUAACACACCGGGUUCUGCAUAUACCAACAUUCAUCGCCAGGUAUAACGGUUACUGGACUGAUCGUCCCAGCACUCCGGCCUGUUUUCUUGUACAGAUGCUUUUAGUAGCCGCCACUGCUGCAAGCUAUCACCCUGGAGUAUGCAUCGACGCAUUCAGCCACAAAACAACUCAUGAUCACGUUGUUAAAUGGGUUGAGGCAGCAGAAGCAUGGGUUAGUUCUCAGUCGAACCAGUCUCUUCGUUCCUGGGACAUCCUGGUGAGCCACUCCCUCUUGCUGAUUGCUAAGCGUGCAAACUUUAUUAAGGAGGGUUCCUUGUGGACCUCUUCUGGGACAUUAGUCCGGUGGGCUAUGGCAGCAGGAUAUCAUCGCGAGGUUGUCUCUGCAGCCAGGAUACCGUUAUUCUGUCGGGAGAUGCGUCGACGAUUAUGGGUAACAAUUGUUGAACUCGAUCUCCAGGCAUCUAUAGAACGUGGAAUGCCUCCAAGUGUCCGAACAGGAGACUUCAACGUCAAGCCAACACUUAAUGUCGACGACGAAAAUCUUGAGGAGGCUGUGCAAGACUCUUUAGCCGGCAUGCCAAUUACUACACUGACAAACACUUCUUUCCAAGCACUUCUCUAUCGCUCUUUGCCUGUCAGGCUAAGGAUAUGCGCCUUCAUCAAUGGAUGUUGCGAAGAGGCCGAUUUCGACAAGGUCUUAGAACUUGAGGAGGAGCUAAGACAGGCAUUUCGAGAUAUUCCAACAUUUAAUAAUCCUCAAGCUGAUCCACGACAGCAUCAGACCGCCACAUACAUAAAGAGCAUGCUGGGCAUCGUUCUGCACCAGUAUAUGCUUUUACUGCAUUUCCACUUCCUAGUCCAAACUACCUCCUCAUCUAAAGCUCUCAUCUGUCGACGCGCAAGAUUAGAGGCGUCUAUGAAAAUUCUUGACUACUACCAACGACUUUUGGACGACGAGGCAUUACCAGAACAAGCUUGCAGGACGGGUUUAAUACUUGCGGCACUGGACAUCUGCCAUGAAAUUGACCUCAAUAACGGAUCACAAGGUUGCGAUCAGUCCACGAUAACAAUAUUUCCCGAGAUUUCAACAUUCCUCAUCGCUAAUGUUGAGAAGGUCUUGAAAAUUCUUGAAAAGCGGAUUUCACUCACCUUCAACGGCUUAAACGAAUAUUAUAUCGUUAGUAUGACAGUUGGUUUACUUAAAUUUAAGCUGUGGCCAGAGUCAUCCGUAAAAUCGGAUAAAGAGGCAGCAGAGCGAGUAAUUAAACUCUGCACCCUGUUGCAGACACGUCAGGCAGCUAUUCGACAAGAGCAGCCAUUUCCUGACUCUUGUGAUGAUGGCGAGUCACGUGGGAAUCAGCUAUCAGUUGAUGCGAACUAUAUGGGUUCUGAUAUUAUGACCGAUCUCAUAAGCUCGAUGCUUCCACAAGACUUGGAGUUCAUUAACGACAAUCUUGAUCUUACCUUCUUUCAUGCAUAG